Molecule: messenger RNA, 3127 nt
Organism: Cherax quadricarinatus
Lineage: Eukaryota; Metazoa; Arthropoda; Malacostraca; Decapoda; Parastacidae
Cellular component (GO): extracellular region
Molecular function (GO): chitin binding
Source: RefSeq, a predicted model, not a curated record
ACUGUUGGGGAUGACCCACAGUAUUGGUGAUACCUGGGGGGCAGUGAAACAGACAGGUCCGGUGGUCCGGGGAAGCCGCUGGUCCGGCCGGCAGGGAAUCUAGAACGGAGGUCUGGGCCGCGACCCUGACCUAGCCUUUCUUCUCCGUCUGGCGUCAAUCUCCUGCCAUAGCCCCCGGACCGUUGCCCAACUAACGACGGAGUAUAUAAGGCACUGUGAGCGUUGGUAGCCACAUAACUCUCACUUUCCACCGUCCGUCGCUGCUUCCUCCUCCUCCUACCAUCAGGGAUCUUCACCAACAAGGCUGAAGUUUGGUUCUUUCUCUAAGAGGAUUUUUGAGAAAUUUCCGCUGACAAUGAAGAUAAUAAGGCAGCUUAUAGUUGCAGCUGCCAUAGGCGUGUGUUUGGCCCAGCAAGCCUACCUGCCUCCAACCAACGGCUUCAACGGCAACGGGGGGAACGGAAAUGGUAAUGGAGUCAACGGCAAUGGUGUUUAUAGUAAUGGAAAUGGCAACGGGAAUGGGGUAUUAGUUAAUGGGAAUGGAGGAGUUGACGGAAAUGGAAAUGGUGCAGUCAGUGGAAAUGGUAAUGGAGGAUAUACCAAUGGUGUAAACGGAAAUGGGAAUGGUGGCUACACAAACGGAAACGGAAAUGGUAUUAGUAACGGAAAUGGUAAUGGUGGUUACACAAAUGGUAAUGGAAAUGGUGUUCACAUAAACGGCAACGGAAACGGUAAUGGUGGUUACACAAACGGCAACGGAAAUGGAAAUGGCGUUCACGCAAACGGAAACGGUAAUGGUGGUUACACAAACGGCAACGGAAAUGGAAAUGGCGUUCACACGAACGGCAACGGUAAUGGCGGUUACACAAACGGUAACGGAAAUGGAAAUGGUGUUCACUCAAACGGAAACGGUAAUGGUGGUUACACGAACGGCAACGGCGGCUACACAAAUGGCAAUGGAAACGGUAUUCACACAACCGGCAGCGGCAAUGGAAAUGGUGUUCACACAAACGGCAAUGGGAAUGGCAAUGGUGGCUACUCCAACGGAAAUGGUGCCUUCCUUAACGGAAACGGACUAGAGGAUCCCAUCACCGCCCUGGCUACUGCUGUAAGAGGUGAACCCGGCGUGGACUAUCCCAUCCUGGCUUCCGUACCCGACACAGGAUUCUCCUGCGGUGGACAGAUUCCUGGAUACUACGCUGAUAUUGCCCAAGAGGCCGGCUGUCAGGUGUUCCACAUCUGUCAGGCAGAUGGCAGGAGCGACUCUUUCCUGUGUCCCAACGGUACCAUCUUCAACCAGCAGUACUUCGUGUGUGACUGGUGGUACAACUUCGACUGUUCUACCGCCCAGCAGUUCUAUGGUCUCAAUGCUCUGAUUGGUGUUACCAAUGGCAAUGGUUAUUCAAAUGGCAUUGGGCUUACCAAUGGUAAUGGUAACGGAUACACAAAUGGCAAUGGACUCACCAAUGGUAAUGGACUCACAAAGAGUAGUGGUAAUGGAUACACUAAUGGGAAUGGACUCACCAAUGGUAAUGGAUUCACCAAUGGCAAUGGACUCACCAAUGGCAAUGGACUCACCAAUGGCAAUGGUAUAGGAUACACUAAUGGCAAUGGGCUCACCAAUGGCAAUGGACUCACCAAUGGUAAUGGACUCACCAAUGGCAAUGGACUCACCAAUGGCAAUGGUAAUGGAUACACUAAUGGCAAUGGACUCACCAAUGGCAAUGGACUCACCAAUGGUAAUGGACUCACCAAUGGCAAUGGACUCACCAAUGGCAAUGGACUCACCAAUGGCAAUGGUAAUGGAUACACUAAUGGCAAUGGACUCACAACUGGCAAUGGACUCACCAAUGGUAAUGGAAAUGGAUACACUAAUGGCAAUGGACUCACCACUGGCAAUGGACUCACCAAUGGUAAUGGUAAUGGAUAUACCAAUAGCAAUGGGCUCAGCAAUGGCAAUGGCCACAGCAAUGGAAAUGGUUAUACAAAUGGUAAUGGUAUUACAAAUGGUAAUGGUGUUACAAAUGGUAAUGGUAUUACAAAUGGUAAUGGAAACGGCAUAAACGGAAAUGGUUACACUAACGGAAAUGGAAUUAAUGGCAAUGGGGUUAAGGCUAACGGAAAUGGCUACACAAACGGCAAUGGCGUAAAUGGCAACGGGAACGGAAGUAGUGGCAAUGGAAAUGGUUACGCUAAUGGGAACGGAAGUAGUGGUAACGGAAAUGGGUCUACUAAUGGUAAUGGCGUUAAUGGAAAUGGACACACAAAUGGUAAUGGGUACAACUAUCUAGCUCCAGCGUAAAUACCGUGACCUUCACUCUCAAGUUUCUGUCUCUGGAACAUGUGAAGCUGCGAAGUGUCCACACUUGUGUCUCCAUGAACUGUAGAAGAGACUGAACAGGGUUUUAUCUGCCUUUUUGUAGCUCUUCUCUUCGACAGCUGCCGAGAGACAGCAUUGUUUCUGCCUUUCUGUGUUUAUUGUUAAAAUAGCCAGGUUAUGAGAGACCCUCCUCAGCUUGCAGCUGAUGCUUGAUACACCGUCACUCCCGAGACUCUUAGCUCUGACGUACUCAGCGGAGCGUUAGCUAUUCUCUCUCUCUCUCUCUCUCUAUCUCUCUCUCUCUCUCUCUCUCUCUCUCUCUCUCUCUCUCUCUCUCUCUCUCUCUCUCUCUCUCUCCCUCUCUCUCUCUCUCUCUCUCUCUCUCUCUCUCUCUCUCUCUCUCUCUUUCUUUCUGUCUAUCUCUCUCUCUCUUUCUCUCUCUCUCUCUCUCUCUCUCUCUCUCUCUCUCUUUCUUUCUCUCUGUCUCUCUCUCUCUGUCUCUGUCUGUCUGUCUGUCUGUCUCUCUCUCUCUCUCUCUCUCUCUCUCUCUCUCUCUCUCUCUCUCUCGUAGACUUAUGAUCAAUGAUGUUUAUGACUGUUUAUCACCUAUCUCAAAAAUAACUAAUUUUCGUAUUUCCAGUCAUUAUCAUUUUCACCUCUGUUUCCUGAACUGUUCCUCUUCUUCUUCCUGCAGUUCUCUAUGUUAAUUAUUAAUAAUGAUGGUAGGAACUCAGAGAGUAAAUAAUAUAUUAUGAAUUUUAUGACAUUUUUCUCCUGUGCAAAGUACUAAGUAUACUUGUGCCAUAU